GGGGGCGGGAGGGGGGUGGGGGAUUCCCGAGGAGCCCGCGGACCGGGAGUCUGGGAGGGCCCGAACGGCGCCAGGCCCGCCGCGCCACAACUUGCCCAAACCAGACAAGCUUCAUUCUGCGCCCUGGAAGAAGGAGUCGGCCCGCCGCUUCCAGCUCGGCUGCUCCUCGGCCUCGGUGGGCCCCGCCUGCGCCAGCAGCGCUUCUGGGGUCUGGGUCCCCAGCGUCGCCCCGUCCUCCUGCAGCGCCCGGCGCCCGCCACGGAGCGCGCAGCUGGGGUGCUGAGGACAAACGGUGAGCAAGAGAAAUCACGGCCCUUGUUCCCGCUGAUCCUGCAGCCCAGUGGAUGGAGCCCACAGUCCACAGACGUGCCAGGAAAGAAAAAAAAUUUCCUGAUGGUUGUUCCAAGCAGGGACUCCCCCGUGGAUUGAGGAAUGUGUGGCUUUUCCUCAGCUCAUUGAUCUCUGUGGUAGCCACAGGCAGCACCCAAAGGACCCCAAGAAUGAGAGGCCUGUGGUCUGCAAGUUGCUGCUAGAGAUAUUUUAGCCUCUCCAGAUAACAGAAUGCAACUGCCACACAAGUUCCUAAGGGCCCUGGGCGCACGCUGACCGCUCCGGGGCAGGCGCGCCCUUCGCUCCAGGUCCAGGCUGGGGCGCUGCCAUAGCAACGGCCUGGACGCCCGGACCUUAGGCCGCCGCCGCCGCGGGAGACCCAGCCAUCUCCCGCUCCGGAGGGGUGGGGCGGCGGCGGCCCGGGAGGCGGUCCCCGGCCGGGUAGACGGGACCGCUCCCUCUUCGGAUGCCAGCGGAGGCGGCGGAUUUGCUUCCAAGCAUGCCCUUCCAGAAGCACGUCUACUACCCGCUCGCCAGCGGCCUGGAGGGUCCCGACGCCCCCGCAGCUGACUCAGCCGCGCGAUCCGCGAUGGCCAAUGCUCCCCACAGCGCGGCGUCGGGCCCCCUGCCCUUCUUCCAGUUCCGGCCGCGGCUGGAGAGCGUGGACUGGCGGCGGCUGAGCGCCAUCGACGUGGACAAGGUGGCGGGGGCCGUGGACGUGCUGACACUGCAAGAGAACAUCAUGAACAUCACCUUCUGCAAGCUGGAGGACGAGAAGUGCCCGCACUGCCAGUCGGGGGUGGACCCGGUGCUCCUGAAGCUCAUCCGCCUGGCGCAGCUCACCAUCGAGUACCUGCUGCACUCCCAGGAAUUCCUCACGUCGCAGCUGCACAACCUGGAGGAGCGCCUGCGCCUGAGCCUGGCCGAGGGUGAGCAGAACAAGAAGCUCCUCGCCAAGCAGGCUGGGGAGAUCAAGUUACUCAAGGAAGAGUGUAAACGCAGGAAAAAGAUGAUCUCGACCCAGCAGCUGAUGAUCGAGGCCAAAGCCAGCUAUUAUCAGUGCCAUUUCUGUGACAAGGCCUUUAUGAACCAAGCUUUUCUACAAAGUCACAUUCAGCGCCGCCACCCCGAAGAUUCUCAUCUCGAGUAUAAGAAAAAGGCACAGACUGAUAAGCUCCAGAGUGAGAUUGAUAUGCUGAAGGAGCAGCUGCAGCUCACCAGGUCUCAGCUGGAGGCUGCACAGCACGCCCACGCUGUCAGGUUCUCUAAGGAAUAUGAAAUGCAAAAAACAAAAGAGGAAGAAUUUCUGAAGUUAUUUGAUAGAUGGAAAGAAGAAGAAAAGGAGAAACUAGUUGGCGAAAUGGAAAAAGUCAAGGAAAUGUUUAUGAAAGAGUUUAAAGAAUUGACUUCCAAGAAUUCAGCCUUAGAAUAUCAAUUGUCAGAAAUCCAGAAGUCCAGCAUGCAGAUCAAGUCCAACAUAGGCACGUUGAAGGAUGCACACGAAUUUAAAGAAGAACAGCCUCAAUAUCCCCAGGAUUUCCAAAAUGUGAUGCAACUUCUUGACAGUCAGGAAAGCAAGUGGACGGCCCGAGUUCAAGCUCUUCAUCAAGAACACAAGAAAGAGAAGGGCCGGCUCUUGUCACAUAUAGAGAAACUUCGAACCUCCAUGAUAGACGAUCUCAAUGCAAGCAAUGUUUUCUACAAGAAAAGGAUAGAAGAGCUAGGGCAGAGACUCCAGGAACAGAAUGAACUGAUUAUCACGCAGAGACAACAGAUUAAAGAGUUUACCAGUAAACCAUUAAACAGCGUCACUGAACCCAAAGGGAAUCCUUCAACCUGGCAAACUUUUGAAUCUAAGCCAACUGCCCCAGCUGUACCUAUGAGUGCCUCAGCCGCACAGACUGUGGAUGCUAAAUCAGGUCUCACAAUGGCACAUGAACAGGCGUUCUCAUCGCACAUACUGGAACCGAUAGAAGAGCUUUCAGAGGAAGAAAAAGGAAGGGAGAACGAACAGAAAUUAAAUCACAACAAGAUUCACUUAAGGAAAACGUUGAAGAAUAACCCCUCCCUCACGAAGGAAAUAAGGAGUGUCUUGGAGCAGAGUUUGCUAGAGAAACUGGAAACCUUUGGGAUUAAUGCGGAUGUACGUGGAAUUCCAAGCGAUCACUUCAGUAGGGUGCUAAGAACUGUGGAAUCAGCGAGACAUGAACAAGAAAGACAAACACCCAACAUUCAGAAAAUUCGAGAAUUCCUUGAACAUGAGGUCAGCUGUAAAAUUGAGGAGAGAACCUUACUGUCCUCAGAUAAGUACAGUGCUCCUCCUCAAGUGGAUACCCUUUCAAAUGGAGAAAUACCCAAGGCAGUAAAGUUUCCUCCCAGAAGCAGACAGCUGAUAAGACAAAGACCUGUUUUUACCGAUAGGACGUCUGUCCCAAAAAUUAAGAAAAAUAUCAUAGAAGAUCAUUUUCCCAGAAAGUCUUCAACUAUUACGACGCCUCCGUUCAGUUCGGAGGAGGAACUGGACAGUGAUGACCUCAUGCAGGCCUGCGCAUCCCCAGACUUUCUUCCGGUGCAGCCCUCUGAAAGCAACAAGAGCGGCUUUGGGAAGAACAUUGUCAAAAGCGACGCUGACUGGACCGAGGGAAGUGAAACUGAGGACUCCGACAUUUCUCCCAAGCCCACAGGAACCUUCAUUAAAACACUGACUGAAAAAGUUGAAAAGACCGUUUCAAAUCACAGAAACGUGAAUAAGCCAGUUGGUGGAAUUAAUGUUGCUGAGGCGUUCAUCAAAAAAGAAUUCAAAGAAGAACUAAAGUGUGCAGAUGUGGAGGACGAGGACUGGGACAUAUCAUCCGUAGAGGAAGAAAGUUCUCUGGGGAAGAAAACUGGGAGAGGACAGAGGGAGCCUCUACCUGUGAAGAAUGAGUCAAAUCCUACUCAAGUGCCAAGCGCCUGGGGUGCAUCGGAUCUGAAGGCGCCAAAGGGAGGACUCCAAGAUGAAUCCAGCACACUGAAAAGCAGCUUAGUAACUGUGACUGAUUGGAGCGACUCUUCAGAUGUAUAACCGCAGCCUGAGUCAGAAGGUGCAGAUGCCAACAGGACUCCGGUAAUCUGCCCACAAGAUUCUAGCACUCCUGCCUUACAGUGUUUCCCACAAUAACAAGGAAGCUGAUUCAAAGAACAAGGGUCUCUUUAACAGCACCUAAUUCAGUACUGAAAAACAAAUUGUCAACAGUAUUUUGAAGCAUAUAGAGGGUGUUUAAGACUUCUGCUGAAUAAAAUUAAUGUCAUUUGAAGUCAUAAAAAAGUUUUUUCUUCAGAACGGUACUCUAGUGUUUAAGUGUAUUUUUUUCAACUAAUUUUUAAGUGAUUUUUUUUUUUAACUUAAAGCAGGUUUUGGUUUGAAUUAAAAAAAUUUUUUAUAUCUUUCUUGCGUGCAUUAUCACACUGGAAGUGUUUUAUUAUAAAAUUCUGCUAGUAUGCUUAAACUUGAACUACUGAAAUCAAUGAAAUCUUAAGAGUAGAUUGGUUAUCUUUCAUAUAGAAAUAAGUUUAGAAUUAGAAAAAUACAGCUAGGCCGCCGCUUUGAGCCAUUGUAAGCACGUUGUAUUAAACAAUUACUUUAGAACGUUAAAUACCAUUUCUGCAGUAUAAUCUUUGCCUUGGAUAUUUUAUGAAUAAAAUGUAGCUGUUUUCAAUCAGAAUCUGAAUAGAAAAGAUUGAGUCAUUACUGAAUUCAUAUGUGCAUGUGGGUUUUUUUUUUCACUUUCUUCAAAUGCCCAACCCAUAUUAUAAAAUACCUCGAAACUAAUUACUUCUGUUCUUAACAACUGUCAAUGGUCAGAAAGUUCAUAUAAACUGUUUUUUGCAUUUUUUUAUACUUUGUGGUACUAUCUGACUCUUGUUUCCAAAAAAAAAGUAACAUUUUAACUGAUAGUCUGCUGGGUUUUGGAUCUCUUUUCAAUUUGCCUACCUUUCAAGUAAAGCCCUCCAUUACAUCA
Molecule: messenger RNA, 4331 nt
Organism: Zalophus californianus (California sea lion)
Lineage: Eukaryota; Metazoa; Chordata; Mammalia; Carnivora; Otariidae
Gene: DZIP1
Product: DAZ interacting zinc finger protein 1
Exons: 23
Coding region: 797-3394 (865 amino acids)
Biological process (GO): cilium assembly
Cellular component (GO): ciliary basal body; cytoplasm
Source: RefSeq, a predicted model, not a curated record